This is a messenger RNA of Rhizoctonia solani, 1002 nucleotides long. Its product is annotated as Cyclin, N-terminal domain. Gene Ontology annotation, biological process: regulation of transcription by RNA polymerase II. The record is from RefSeq and is a predicted model, not a curated record. Lineage: Eukaryota; Fungi; Basidiomycota; Agaricomycetes; Cantharellales; Ceratobasidiaceae. Gene Ontology annotation, molecular function: cyclin-dependent protein serine/threonine kinase regulator activity. The coding region runs from base 1 to 1002 and encodes 333 amino acids. The transcript has 5 exons. Gene Ontology annotation, cellular component: nucleus.
AUGUCGACCAUACCAUAUCCUUUAGCAUCCCUUUCCCAAAUAUCCCAAACACCGUCUCAAGGCGAUGGAAUUUCAUCUGAAAUCGAGGUGGGUCUACGGGCAUAUGGCUGCAAGCUCAUCCAACAGGCUGGAUUGUUGCUAAAACAGAACCAAGUGGCGAUGUCUACCGCACAAAUACUUUUUCAGCGAUUCUGGUAUGUUACAUCACUCAAACAAUUUAGUGUUUCGGAUAUAGGAAUGGGAGCUUUAUACUUGGCAUCUAAACUUGAAGAAUGCCCGAUCCGGAUGCGAGACCUCAUCAACGUUUACGACCUGCUUCUUGCUCGAGCAAAACAUAGCUUACGGGAAGAUGACCAGCCAUUUCACUACACGCCGAUGGGCUAUUUCGAUAACGCAUUCUAUGACGCCAAGGACGCACUAGUUGUGGCCGAAAUGCAAUUGCUGAAACGGCUAGGUUUCGAUGUCCGUGCUCGGCUGCCUUAUGGCACAAUGGUCAACUAUGCUCAAGUAUUGAACCUAACGGAUGCAAAAGGAAAGAACGGACAAGGCGUCCCCCAAUUGGCAUGGAGUUAUUUGAACGAUGCCCUUCAAACACCCGUAUAUGCCCUUUAUCCAGUUCCAACUAUUGCUUGUGCCGCUCUCCAUCUAGCCGUACGCCACGCAGGUAUUCCACUACCCGGAGAUCGUAUGGACAAGUCUGCACAUGGCCCCAUCGCGAACGAUGACACGGACACUAACGCAGUCAUUGAUGAAACACUUUCGAGGGAACAAGAAUUACGACGAAAACUCGAACUUAGAAACCGAGAGACUCGGGAGAAUGACGAACCGGUGUGGUACACGUUAUUUGAUGUAGAGAGAGAGGACUUGGAGGCAGUGGCAGGCUGGGUUAUGCGGUUAUAUCAACCCCAAAAAUCAACUUACGAGAAAACCAUCGUCGAACUAGUUGUAGGAGGGAAGAAAUCUGUUCGGGCGUGGGUAGACGGACAUGCCGAGAAUAUUUAG